AAUAAAAAUCAACCACAAUUUACUCAGCCUAUUUAUUCAGCGGUCAUUAAAGAAGAUACAGCACUCGAUACAUCAGUGUUAAAAGUGACUGCACGAGAUCAAGACAAUAAUGAAGAUGGACAAAUUACCUAUUCCAUUCUAUCAGCUACUCCCUAUUUUGGCUAUUUUACCAUUGAAUCGAAUACAGGAAUUGUGAGGACAACACGCAUAUUAGAUUAUGAAUUUACUACUCAAUAUUGGCUAACUAUACAAGCUCGAGAUGGUGGUACACCAAGUCGUUCAACAAUAUGUCGUACAAUUGUUCAAAUUGUUGAUGUCGACGAUAAUACACCACAAUUUGAACAAGUUGUUUAUAAUACAUCCUUGCCAGAAUCGUUACCUCCUAAUUCAUUUGUCACUGUUGUUCGUGCUAUUGAUAUUGAUAGUCCAUCUAAUGCUAUCGUAACUUAUAGCCUUGAUCCAAGUACAAUAACAAAUCCACCUACCUUCAGUAUCUCAGCCAAUGAUGGUAUAGUUCGAACCUUACGUCCAUUAGAUCGUGAAUUACGAUCUUAUUAUGAAUUAAGAGUGAUUACAUCAGCUCAAACAUCGACAUUAUUAACUAUUCGUGUUGUCGAUAUUAACGAUAACAUGCCAGAAUUUACAAGCUCUAAUUAUUUCAUAGAGGUACCGGAAAAUAUGGGCUAUAAUCCUAACUUACUUUGCAUUCAUGCUGUUGAUCAUGAUGAAGGUGACAAUGCACGCAUUAUCUAUUCCAUUACUGGUGGCAAUAGCGAUGGGUUAUUUAGUAUUCAUUCACAAACAGGUUUAUUAUCCGCUCAAAAUUUAAAUUAUGAACAACGUUCAAGUUACUUACUCAUCGUACGCGCUGUUGAUCAUGGUCGUCUUGGCUAUACAACAGCUCGUGCUAGUGUAAUGGUUACAUUACGUGAUGUUAAUGAUCAUCCGCCUGAAUUUUCUCAGACAAGUUAUUAUACAAAAAUUGGUGAAGAUGCGCCUGUUGGUACCACAUUAAUUCAAAUGAAUGCUACUGAUCCUGACCAUGGCAAUAAUGGCCAAAUUACCUAUAGUAUCGAUAGCUUUGGUAGUCCACAAUCGAAUAGUUAUUUUGCAAUUGAUCCCAAAACAGCCGUUAUACGGACACGACGUAGCUUAGAUUAUGAGCAACAACGCCAUCAUAGUAUAACAAUUCGAGCUGUCGAUGGUGGUACACCAAGUCGGCAAUCGCUAGCACGCGUUCAAGUUGCCGUCGAUGAUCGCAAUGAUAAUAAGCCCCAAUUUGUUGCUGAUACACCCAAAUUUCGCUUUAUUUUUGUCACUGUUCCUGUAGGUAAAGUGAUUGCUCGUUUAACUGCUACUGAUCCUGAUGAUGGUGCUAAUGGUCGUGUUACUUACAGCUUAGUUGAAGACGCAAGCAAAGAAGGUCGUUUCGAUGUUGAUUCGAUUACAGGCGAUGUUAAAGUAGUUAAACCAUUAAAUCGUAUCGAUUUCCAAUAUGGAUUAACUAUUCGAGCAACAGAUGGCGGGACUACACCCAAAUAUGAUGAAGUAACAUUAUUUAUUGGUAUUAAUUUUCCACCUGUAACACCACCUUAUUUUGUCCAGGCUAAUUUUUUGGUUGCUGUACGAGAAAAUUCACCUAUUGAUACAACUGUGACUAAAUUAACGACAACAUUAACCAAUCCUUAUUUUAUAAUUGCAUUCCCUAAUAUUACACAAUUUAAAAUUAAUCCAAGAACGGGUCUGAUCACUGUUGGUGCUACGAUCGAUCGUGAAGCUAAUAUGAAAUAUAAAUUAAUAACACAAGUAUCACCGAUUACAUCGGGGAUUGAUUUUACUACACGGAUAGUCGAAGUUACUGUUAUCGAUUUUAACGAUAACAAGCCAAUUUUUACCAUGCCAGCACCAUAUGAAGCAACAGUGAAUGAAAAUGCUGUUGUAGGCACAUCUGUUUAUCGUUUACGUGCAUCAGAUGCCGAUGAAGGAAGUAAUAGCCUAGUCGAGUACCAAUUAGAUCCAUCAUCAUCGGGCCCAUUUAGUGUUAAUCCAGUAACAGGUGUGAUUACAACUACAGGUGCAAAAUUGCAAUUAGGCCAACGAAUUCAAUUAGUUGUUCGAGCUGUGGAUAAAGGCAAUCCACCACAAACGAGCGAUGAUGCGGUUAUAUUAGUGCGUGUUGAAAAUCGUCCACCACAAUUUACACAAUCUCGUUAUCGAGCUACGGUUGCUGAAAGCCAACUGCGUAAUUUACCAAUCUUAACUGUUCGUGCUAUUAGUUUUUCAGGUCGUGGUAUUAUUUACUCCAUUCUAAAUGGGAAUGUUAAUUCACGCUUUACUAUUAAUGCAGAUACUGGUUUAAUUACAGCACCUUUCGGCCUAGAUUAUGAAAAUGAUCAACAUGAUUAUACAUUAACUAUUCGUGCAACAGAAAGUGAAGCAAAUCCUCUGUCAUCGCAAGUCCAAGCGACCAUUACUAUUACCGAUUCGAAUGAUUGUACACCACAAUUUACAAAAACUGAAUAUGAACCGAGCCAAGCUAUACCUGAAACCGCUUCCGUUGGUACCCAAGUUGUUCAAGUUAGUGCAACCGAUUGCGAUAGUGGUACCAGUGGCCAAUUACGCUAUUCUAUCCAAAGUGAAUAUUUUAAAAUUGACGAAGUUAGCGGUGCUGUCGAAAUUAGUAAACAGCUCAAUUAUGAAAAUAAACAAGUCUACAGUUUUAUUGUCACUGUUCAAGAUUUAGGAACACCAUCACGCUCUAGUCAAGCUCGUGUAACUAUCCCAGUUAUCGAUACGAAUGAUGAAGCACCCAAAUUUUCAUUAGAAAAUUAUCGUUUUAGCGUUGAUGAAAAUGCACCUGGUGGUGAAACAGUAGCCACAGUCAUUGCAUUCGAUUUAGACAGUAAAGUCAUAACUUAUACUAUCAUUGGUGGCAAUACAGAAGGCAAUUUUGUCAUCGAUUCUGUUUCUGGUGUCAUACGUUUACGUAGUAAUCCUAAUCCUAAUUUCCGUCAGCGUAGCUAUUCGUUAAGAGUAGCUGCAUCAGAUUCACGAUUAACUGGUUAUACCAAUGUCAUCAUUGAUAUUAAUGAUAUUAACGAUCAUAAACCAGUCUUUACUCAAUGCAAUACUUAUGCACCGACGAUAGCUGAACAUCAACCUUCUGGCUCAACAGUUCUUACUGUUACAGCAAGCGAUGAUGAUGAAGGUUCAUUUGGUCUUAUUUCUUAUUCCUUAGUUCUUGAUGCUAACCAGCCUAAACAUUUCAACAUCGAUGCCAAAACAGGGGCUAUCACAACCAAUCGUGAAUUUGAUCGCGAAAGGCAAUCGCUAUAUUCGAUUACUGUACGUGCCACUGAUGGUGGCAAUAACAGCAGUUUAUCUGAAGUCAUGAGUGGUUUUUGCACAUUUAAUGUACGCGUUACAGAUAUUAAUGAUAAUUCACCAAGCUUUGAAUUUAAGCAAUAUUUCGGCUCGGUGCUAUUAAAUGUACCCAUUAAUACACGUAUUAUCACUUUAGUAGCAUCGGAUAAUGAUACUGGCAAUAGUGGUGCUGUUACUUAUUCAUUGGAUCAAUCAGAUGAUGCCUUAUACUUCCAAAUUGAUCCAACUAAUGGUAUCCUAUCAACAGCGCGUUCAUUAGAUGGCAAUAAGCGUGAAUAUCGAUUUUUAGCUGUUGCAAUCGAUAAUGGUCAACCACCAUUACAAAGUGUUGCACCAGUGGUCAUCCAAGUCCAAACUAAUAACGCUGCUCGAUUUACACAAGAUCGCUAUCAAGCUCAAAUUGUUGAAAGUGCCAAUGUUGGUACAAUAGUAGCUACCGUUAAUGCCUAUAUGGCUGGUGAUGAUAGCAAUGCAUGGAUUGCAACGUAUGCUCUUGAGCCAGGCAAUCUACCCAAAACCAAUAAUCCACCUAAAUUUAGUAUUAAUAUUAUUACUGGUCAAAUUGGUGUUACAGAUAGCUUAGAUUAUGAAGUUACACCCCAAUUUGAAUUAAAAGUAAUUGGACGCUUAGAUAAUGGCAAUCAACAAGUAACCACCUUCUCUACGGUGAUUAUUCAAAUUAUCGAUGUUAAUGAUAAUCCACCACGAUUUACAUUGGCCUUAUAUUCUCAAUAUGUACGCGAAAAUACACCUGUUGGUACUCCGUUAGAAGGCAAUCAAAUUAAAGCGAUCGAUCGUGAUGGUAAUAGUAGUACAUUAAUUAUUUAUUCACUUGUUGAAGAUAUACCUGCAUCACGAGGUAAAUUUUUAAUUAAUGCGCGUACUGGACAAAUUCGAACUGCAGUAGUUUUCGAUCGUGAAAGUUCUUUACGAUAUUAUACUGUCAUCGUCAAAGCAACGGAUAAUGGAAAACCACCGCAAUCUUCAACUUCCUCUGUUCGUGUCCAAAUAUUAGAUGUCAAUGAUUCACCACCUCGAUUUGCAGAGCAAUAUUAUACGGCAACGGUAGCUGAAAAUGUGGAAACUGGCUAUGUUGUCACCACUGUUACUGCUACCGAUGAAGAUUCCAGUGAGAAUACGAAAUUAUCCUAUUUCUUUAUUAAAGGAAAUCAUGACAGCCGCUUUGCUGUGGAUAAUAACGGUCGUAUUACUGUUGAGAAAUAUUUAAAUUACGAAAAAGAAACAAGUUAUUCGUUAACAUUGCAAGCAUUCGAUGGACGCUUCUAUGGUACAACGAUUGUUAAUAUUAGCGUUACGGAUGUCAAUGAUAACCGUCCACAAUUUACUAAAUUUAGCUACACAGCACGAAUAAAAGAGGAUACACCAAUAGGUACAACGUUAUUCAACAUUUACGCAACAGAUCCCGAUAAAACAGUUGGUAAUCUCUUAACUUAUAGCUUAAGAGGUCAAGGUAUUACCGAUGUCGAUCCACCAUUAUUUAUUGUCGAGCAAACUGGUGUAGUUAAAACUAAUGCACGAUUGGAUCGUGAAACCAAAGAUGUCUACGAAUUUAGUUGUGUUGCUACCGAUAAUGGCGAACCACAAUUAUCUAGUUUUGCUGAUUGUCGAGUUUAUCUCGAUGAUGUUAACGAUGAAAGACCUUAUUUCCCUGAUCAACCUUAUAUUGGUUAUGCACUAGAAAAUGCUCCUCCACCCGUUAAUGUACGACCAGUUACUGCACUUGAUAAUGAUAUUGGCAAUAAUUCACGAUUUAUUUAUAGCUUAGUCGAUGAUGCUGAUGGUACUUUUACUAUCGAUGCUGAUAAUGGUAUGAUUAAGACACAACGCCAACUUGAUCGUGAAGCAGUGGCCAAUUAUACAGUUAUCGUAAGGGCUACAGAUCGUGGCCAACCACCAUUAUCAGGACAAGUUAACGUAUUAAUCCAAGUCACCGAUUCGAAUGAUCACUCACCCCAUUUUAAAACUUCUAUGUUUUCAGCCAAUAUAUCAGAACAUGCACCAUUAGGAUUUCCAAUACUACGUUUAGAGGCAAGCGAUAAUGAUAUUGGCUCUAAUGGAGCUCUACUUUAUUCUAUCAUCUCAGGUAAUACACCAGUUCAAUUUGCUGUCGAUGCUGAAAGUGGUUUGCUAACCGUCAGUGAGAAUAAAUUAGAUUAUGAAUCCAAGCAAUUUUAUAAUUUAACGGUUAUGGUCCAAGAUCGUGGUGUACCAACGUUGAAAGACACUGCUUAUAUUGAAAUCUAUAUUGGCGAUUUUAAUGAUAUACCACCACGAUUUACUAAUCCAACCAGUCAAAAUAUUACCAUUAGUGAAGCAGCUCGACCUGGUUUAUUUGUGACUCAAGUUAUUGCAAGCGAUCCAGAGCAAGGUCGUAAUGGGGAACUCUUCUAUUCUAUCGUUGCUGGCGAUCCAAUUCAAUCCUUUGCAAUCGAUCCAUUAACGGGUGUUAUUACUGUUAGGUUGCCACUCGAUCGUGAAAUUUUUAUACCUUUACGUUAUCAUGGUAAAAUUAUGGAAAAUAGGAAAAAAACACAAAAUGUGACCCAAUUAAAAGCAAUCGAUCCUGAUUCUGCUAAUAAUGGUGCACCAUUUACCUUUACCUUGCUU
This is a messenger RNA of Trichoplax adhaerens, 6012 nucleotides long. RefSeq lists its product as uncharacterized. Gene Ontology annotation, molecular function: calcium ion binding. The annotation marks the transcript as partial. Gene Ontology annotation, cellular component: plasma membrane; cell-cell junction. The transcript is spliced from 4 exons. Gene Ontology annotation, biological process: homophilic cell-cell adhesion. The record is from RefSeq and is a predicted model, not a curated record. NCBI's taxonomy places the organism in Eukaryota, Metazoa, Placozoa, Uniplacotomia, Trichoplacea, Trichoplacidae.